Messenger RNA from Fusarium coffeatum, 2607 nucleotides. RefSeq lists its product as uncharacterized. The record is from RefSeq and is a predicted model, not a curated record. Gene Ontology annotation, molecular function: metal ion binding; ATP binding; D-alanine-D-alanine ligase activity. NCBI's taxonomy places the organism in Eukaryota, Fungi, Ascomycota, Sordariomycetes, Hypocreales, Nectriaceae. The coding region runs from base 1 to 2607 and encodes 868 amino acids. Gene Ontology annotation, biological process: peptidoglycan biosynthetic process. The transcript is spliced from 6 exons.
AUGCAAUCUCUUCUUGUCCCUCGGCUCGCCAAUCGCGGUAUACCGCUUUUCUGUCGGGCAUCUCAUUUGGCUCGGUCGCGUUAUGCCGGCCUUCGAUCUUUAUCCUCCAAAGCAUCUACACGCGUCGCCGUCCUCUACCAGGCAUUGGACCCUCCUAUCAUCAAUGGUGUCCGCAAGCCCAAGAAGCCAGGCGGUUAUCAGGACUCGGGCGCUGAUAUCGCCUACAACCUCGAUCAAUGUGAUGAUGUCCAGGUUAUAACACCAAACAGUACCCCGGAGCCCUUAAAGAUGGCGACUGGUGUUUUCCUGAUACCGAAGAAGUUUGUCAACAACUACUUGCGGGCCGUCGGUGGAUUCACUAUGCCACGAACCUUCACUGCAUCCUCGCUGACCGAGGUGGCUCAAUCGGCUGAUAACAUCUCUUACCCAGUUGUUGCCAAGCCAAUUCGUGGGCGUGGCAGCUUCGGUGUUAAGGUGUGCCACAACAAGAGCGAGUUACUAACCCACGCUGAGGAACUAUCCAGCAACUCUAUGGCUUUUAUGGUGGAAGAAUUUCUGGAAGGCGAGGAGGCGACAGUGACUGUCAUGCCCCCUACCGCAGAGGGUCAAGACUAUUGGUCUCUUCCCAUUGUCACUCGCUUCAAUCAUCAGAAUGGAAUUGCAUCAUAUAACGGCGUUGUAGCGGUUACCGCCAAUUCACGAGUAGUGCCCGAGAGUGAGACUGGCCCUCUCCAUGAGAGGCUAGCUAGAGAAUGUGAACGAGCAGCUAGUCUUCUCAGGUUGGCUGCUCCCAUUCGCAUUGACGUCCGAAAAUUCAAGGACUCGUCUGAAUCGGCAUACGCGUUGUUCGACGUCAACACGAAGCCUAAUAUGACAGGUCCCGGGCGGCCCAAUCGUGAUGAUCAAGCCAGCUUGACUUUGCUAGCUGCAAAUGGUCUAGGUUGGGAUUACAAUGAGCUUUUACGACGGAUUUUAGGCGGACUAGCACUUGCCAGAGUCCUGUUCAAUGACUCCAGAGAUAUUUUCUCUUUAUCAUCCGGUGGCUCUGGAGAUCCAUCUGCUAUACGACCGUUUACCAAUGGGCCUUUCGGAAUGGAAAAGGGUAUCAUUUUAUCAACUGGAAGUCUUACCUUACCUCUCGGCCCUGGUGACACUUGUCCAAGCUCUUAUACAACUGAUGUGUAUGAUGCCUAUACUCGUUCGUAUUGUGGCGCGGAUAGCUAUAACGGUGUUAUAUACACCUUGAACGUUUUGCCGACAAAGGCUACUACAUUUCUCGUCGACAUAGUUAUUGCAAGCUGUGAUCUCAUAUCUGGAGAUAAAGUGAUACUUAUGGUUGAUGGUGUGAAUUACGCAAAAGACGAAAAUGGGAUUGCACUCGACUCCUCAUCAAAGUACCUCGGCGAACCCUGGGGUAUACCUUCGCCCAAUGGCGAUACUGCAUUUUUAAUGUCUUCUCCUCCUCUCCGCUUUUCGAUUCCAGUUCCAAAGUCAUACGUCGAACUGAAGAUUGCCGUAUGCGACCGUCUCGAUGGCUAUGGUGAUACUGCCGUCAUGGUCAAAAUCCGACCCUGCAACGACUGCGAUCAGUCAUUUAAAGUGGACUACGACGCAACAACUGUUACAAUCACCACGACUUACGAAGCAACUUCUAUAAUCACACAACCAGCUUCCGGGACUGCCCGAGGGACUAUCUCUCAUGUCACAUAUGUAACUCCCUCUCCUGUCAGCACUACAUCAUCGUCACAAGACUCAACGUCGGAGGACAUUACAUCCUCAGCAGUAUCAGCAACUUCGACAUUUUCGACAUCGUUCAUAGCGUCAACGUCAGAUUCACCUGCACCUGCCACAACGUCUUCCGCGCCGCUGUCCUGUAACGAGAUGAGCCAUCCCUAUCAAGCUCCUUCUGGAUCAAAGUUCCAAGUUGAUUGCGAUUCAUAUGCAACCGGCGGCAACCAAAUUGGUCUGAGUCACAAGGCUGGCGAUUUAUCGACAUGCAUAGACUUAUGUGCUACUACCUCCAAUUGCCAGGCUGCACUACUCGAUCGAAGUCAGUUGCUAUGCUACCUACUCGACGGUACUGAUGGUCCGGCUUUCAACAAUUUGUACGACAUGGCUACUCUAUUAUCGUCCACGCCAUCCACAACCGAAUCGUCCGAGGCAUCAUCCUCAACCACCUCGCCCCCAUCGCCACAAACUUCGCUCUCAUGUAGUCAGAUGGUGAGCAGUAUCUACACUGACAAGUUCACCAUCAGUUGCGAUACUGUCUCGACCGGGGAAUCUAUCUAUCGAAGCGCUGAGGAAGAUAGCUUGGAGAAUUGCUUGGCCAUGUGCGACAACGACAUCAGGUGCCUGGCCAUAAACUUCUACCCUUAUCCCUACAGCAAUUUUAUCAUCCUCAACCGCGUCUACAUCAUCGGAGUUCAUACAGUCAACUCUCUCCACAGAUGUAUCAACUACAAAGCCAGCAACAUCAAUGACAUCAUCAGCGCCAUGGUCAGAUUCCACAUCGGAGCUCACAUCGGAGGACUCCCCAACAUCAAUUGGAGUUUCAUCAUCGCUAGAGUCUACAAUAGCUACAUCAACAGCUACUACAACCUCGCUUGA